AUGGAAGUUUUUAGAAUACAAGAAGAGCUUAAAAACUGUUGUACUGCUUCUCUUACUAACAUAUUUAUCCCUGGAACCGAGUACCUUCCUACGCGUUUGAACUUUCGGAUAUGGAAGCUGGAUAGGAAACUGAAGAACUCAGUCAAGAAAAUAGUUGAUUCGCGACUACAAUCAAAAUCAGAUUAUGGAGAUGAUUUACUAGGAAUCAUGUUGAAAUCUUACGAGUCGGAAAAGAAAGACCGAAAGCUGAGCAUGAAAGAGAUCAUAGAUGAAUGUAGGACCAUCUUCUUUGGAGUUUAUGAAACUACUUCGAAUCUAUUGACAUGGACAACAAUGUCGUUGAGCUUGCACCAAGAUUGGCAAGAGAAACUCAGAGAAGAGAUUUUCAAAGAAUGUGGUAAAGACAAGAUCCUUUUUCACAAACUCAAACUGUCGCUUCGCCUGUACGGACCAGUACCAUUUUUGUCCCGAGAAACAUUGCAAGAUAUGAAGCUAGGUGACUUAGAGAUUCCAAAGGGCACAACCCUAAUUUUCCCGCUAUUCAAGAUACAUAGUGACAAGGCCAUUUGGGGAGAAGACGCUGACAAAUUUAACCCACUGCGAUUUGAAAAUGGCGUUUCCCGAGCCGCUAAUCAGCCAAACGCUCUCCUUCGGACCAAGAGCUUGUAUUGGCCAAUACUUUGCCAUGAUCGAAGCGAUGGCCGUGAUCGCCAUGAUUCUUCAACGUUUCCGGCUUAG
Arabis nemorensis is the source of this 738-nucleotide messenger RNA. The record is from the annotation of a GenBank genome assembly. Lineage: Eukaryota; Viridiplantae; Streptophyta; Magnoliopsida; Brassicales; Brassicaceae.